GACGGUUUUAGCAAGGAAACAAGCAACAAGCAAGUGGCCAUUUUAUUUUAUUCAUUACUGUAAUUGUGUUGAUCACAGAACACAUGUACCGGUGUUGAUCGAGUGACAUUAGCUCUCCACAUUUAAUAGUAAUUUCAACUGUAUGUGCUUUUAUGUUCUUGGAGUGGAUUUUGUGUUUUGUACAUAUUGACUAUCGUGCACCAUCACAUUAAUUUACGAAAGGACGUUUUGCGCUUUUUUACGAAAGGACGUUUACAUUGUUAGGUUAGGUUAGGUUUUCUGUUUUUAUUUGAUUUGUGUAUUCUUUGUUUAUAAGUAUGUCUGAAAAUAACCAUAGGAAGUGUGCCAAAUGCGGUAGAACACGUGCUGAAGACAUGACGGUGACCUAUCAUAGGUUUCCGAAUCCAGGAACUACUAAUAUUACCAGGGCUCAUAUUUGGGCUAAAUAUUGUUGGCCAAAUGAAGAUUGGACUUCAGUAGAAUUAUUACGUUCACUCUAUACUAAAAAUAAAGUGUUGUGUGGAAGACACUUUAAUUCAACUCAAUUUUAUGACAAUGAAAGACAAAAAUUGAGUAAAUUUGCUGUUCCUGAGUCAACUGUAAUGGAAGAACUACUCAAUGAAAAGGAAAAUAUCUUUCAUCAGAAUGUAGAACAGUCCAGUGAAGCAACUGCACAGCCAAAGUUAAGAGUGCCACUGUUGGAAAUUGAAAAUAUUGUAGUGGAACCUUGUACCAGUGCAAUGUCAUCAACACAAACUUUAGUGGAUGUCCCAAGAACAACUGGAUUCAUUGACAGUGUGCAGAAUGCACCAAUAACUGAAAACCUCAAUGUGGCAACCUGUAGCAAGUCAAAUUUGGUCAAAAAACGAACUAAAAUCCUAGCUAACCUAGGUGUCACAAAAGUAAGCCAAAUGACACCAAGAGAAAUAAAUUUAUAUAAAAUAUGCAAAAAUAAGAUGCAUGAGAUAAUACGAUUACGUAACAAAAUUAAGAAUAUUAAGAGAAGGAAGAUAGAGAGAGUUUUAGGAAAUCAACAUGUUGAAGAAUUGUGUAAUUUAAAUAUUAGCAAUUCAUUCAUAACUUUAUUACAAAGCCAGUUACAAAAUUGUCCAAAAAAACCAAAAGGCAGAAGAUAUACUUUACAACAAAAAAUUCAGGCUUUGUUAAUUUAUAAAAAGUCCCCAGCCUGUUACAGAUUACUGAAGAGAAUGUUUGCUUUACCAUGUCAAACAAGUUUAAAUCAACUCCUGAAUAAAGUGCCACUAAAACCAGGCAUAAACAAACAUAUAUUUACCUCCUUAGAAAAAAUGAGCCGGAACCAUGAUAAGGAAGAUAAUAUUUGCAUUUUAUCAUUUGAUGAAAUGUCUAUAAGAAGACAUUUGUAUUACAACCAAAAGCUGGAUGAAAUACAAGGAUUUCAAGACCAUGGCAACCAUGGUAGGACCGAAGAUGUUGCCUCUAAGGCACUAGUAUUUAUGCUCACUGGGUUGAGAAAGAAGUGGAAACAGCCCAUCGCAUUUUAUUUCUCCCAUACUAUAAAGGCAGAUAGAAUGACAAUAAUUUUAAAAGAGAUACUUACAUAAUGCAUUGCAGCAAAGAUGAAUGUGGUUGCUACUGUCUGUGAUUUAUCAGCUGUGAAUCUAAAAGUUUUUAAAAUAUUAGGUGCAACAUCUACUGCACCAUUUUUUAAUUUCUGUGGACAGGAAAUUGUGUCUAUACUAGAUCCUCCACACCUUUUAAAGUGCACCAGAAAUUUGUUAAUUAAGCAUGAUAUUGAAGUAACCUCGGAUUUUCAAUGCAAUGAGAAGCCUGUAAAAGGUACAGUGAAAUGGAGCCACAUUGAAGCAUUUUAUCAGUUGGACAAAACCAACCCCAAUUUGGUUUAUGCUCCUCAACUGACAGAUAAUCAUUUGCAUCCAAAUUGUCAGCAGAAAAUGAGAGUAAAGUUGGCAGCACAAGUGUUUAGCCACUCUGUUACAACUGGCAUGUUAAUGAAAAUUGCUCAAAAUGAACUUCCGGCCGAAGCCCAUGUGACAGCAACUUUCGUGCAAAAGUUUGACGAGCUGUUUGAUGCUGUCAAUGCAGACAGCCCAGACUUGAGAAGAGGAAAAAAAUACUCGACAAAUUUAAAUAAAAAAACUCCUCAUUUAGCUUUAUUUAGGAAUAUGAGAGAGUUCAUAUCGAAUAUGAAAUAUAUAGGGAGUAAAUCAAAUCCUCCUUCUCAAGAAGGAUGGAUUCACACCCUUAAUGCUAUAGAAAGAUUGUGGAAAAAUUUGCAGGCUAUAGGCAUUAAGAGUCUUCCCACACGUCGCCUAAACCAAGAUCCAUUAGAAAAUUGUUUUGGCUGCAUAAGAUAUAGCUGUGGAUCUAAUAAUAGUCCUACAAUAAACCAAUUUAUAGCUGGUAUUAAAACUGCCAUAAUUUCAAAUUUAAAACAUUCAGGACAUAAAAAAAAUUGUGAAGAUGACACAGCAAUUAUUUCAAAUAAUUUGUCAAACUUUUUAACUCCAAAUAUCUCUCCAAUUGUUAAAUCACCAACUCUUCAGUUUGAUGACACUAAAGAGAUGGAAAAUUUAUUAUUUGAUGCAGUUGAAGCAGUAGAGCAGGGGACAUCUGAAAGUCAAGCAUGUGGAUAUGUGUGUGGUUUCAUAUUUAAAAAGUUAAGGCACAGUAACUGUCAGGAUUGCCGAAAAGCAUUUUUGUCAGAUACACAAGAAAUCAUACACAGGUUCACAAAUUUUAAAGAAUAUGACCCUGCUCAGAACUCUUUAAAUUAUGUGGGUAAAGAUAUGGUGACGUGUGUAGAAAUGAUGGCAAAUAUAAUAAAUAAAUACUUAAAAGCAAAUGCCUAUAGGAUAGAAGUAAAAAUUAACAUAUUCAGUGCAUUGGAAUGUGUAGAUUUUAGUUUUUUAAAAAAAUGUAUACAUCAUUUAGUAUUAAAUGAAAACCAUUUAAAAGUAAGCACAUUUUUUAUAAUAACUAAAAGGUAUUGUGUUUUAAGAAACAGAGAUAUGGACGACGAAGAGAAAAAGAAAACUCUUGAACGCAAAAUGAGAAUUUUAAAAAAUAAAUGAUAAUACAUU
Parnassius mnemosyne (clouded apollo) is the source of this 3083-nucleotide messenger RNA. The record is from the annotation of a GenBank genome assembly. Lineage: Eukaryota; Metazoa; Arthropoda; Insecta; Lepidoptera; Papilionidae.